AUGAAUCUGCCGUGCUACAGCGCUUCCAGCAGCCCCAGCCCUCCGUCUGAAAGCAGCUCCAUCCCUCCGUCUGAAAUUGAGCUAACCCGCUUCUAUCCAAACGGGAGCAUUGGAGGCGACUUUCAAGCCAAAUGGCUCGAUGCCGAUGCGGCCGUGAAGCUCUUUAUCCCCGACGCCUCUCACUCGUCGUUCGAGCAGGAAGUACAACUAUGGAAGCGCCUCCGUCAUCCAAAUGUGGUCAAAAUGUACGGCGAGUGUGAAGUCAACCCCAAUCUGCGGUUCUUCGUCUGUGAGUUUGCCAGCAAGGGGUCACUUUGGGAAAAUAUCGAGCUGAUUUCAGUAGGAAAGCUGACGAUGUGGACGCACCUGUACGAGGCGGCGUUGGGGCUUGAGUAUCUCCACGAGCGAGGAAUUGUUCAUGGCGAUCUACGCUGCAGUAAUAUUUUGAUCGGCAGUGAUGGCCAAGCGAAGUUGGCCAACUUUGGCUUGAGUAGAUCGAACGGGUCAGGUCUUACUUCAAAGGUUGUUGUGGGGUCUGCGCGCUGGCAGGCUCCUGAGUUUGGGGAUGGCGUACUGCCCUCGUUUGAGUCGGACGUGUAUUCCCUGGGGAUGACCAUUUUGGAGGCUACGACUCGGAAAAUACCAUGGAGCGAUCAAGACGACACGAGGGCCUGGUUUCAUAGAACACGGUGGGCCCCGGAGACGGACGAAGGUCAUCCUCCUGGCUCUCCUCCUGCUGAAAUACGAGACUUGGUGUGGCGUAUGUGCUGUCAUGACCCUCACAAGCGCGUCAGUCUGUCGUCGGUAGUCUAUGAGCUUGACCAAUUAAUUCUCAAAGAGAGUUCUAGCUCGAACGACCUGAAAUUCGAGCGUUUGACCUCUUUCGACGAAUACGAAGGUGGAAAUUUGAACGAAACGUGGCUGAGGGUGCAAACACACAUGAAGAAGUGCAACGAUGUCCACUUUUUCCGAAUGUUCGACGAGCUCAAGACAGCGUGA
Phytophthora sojae is the source of this 999-nucleotide messenger RNA. RefSeq lists its product as hypothetical. NCBI's taxonomy places the organism in Eukaryota, Oomycota, Peronosporomycetes, Peronosporales, Peronosporaceae. Gene Ontology annotation, biological process: protein phosphorylation. The transcript has a single exon. The record is from RefSeq and is a predicted model, not a curated record. Gene Ontology annotation, molecular function: protein kinase activity; ATP binding. The coding region runs from base 1 to 999 and encodes 332 amino acids.